CGGCCUCCACCGCCAGCACUAACACUAACAAACAUCCACUAUCACUAUGCACAUCCACCACCACCACCACACACAGCACAGCACACCACACCACAGGGACAAGAGAUAUAAUAAUGAUAGAUGCAAUUGAUACUAAUAAUGCAAUGACAGCUCUUCUCGAACGUCGAGCGCUUCCGCCUCGAGCAGAUGAGACUCGCCCAGGCCUCCUCCUCGCCCGACCGCCGCCCAAGCGACUACCAGCGAUGCGCCCCCCUGGCCUCCACUUGCUGCUCCUCGUCCACCCCUUCGUUAACGCCCGCUAAGCUCUGCAGACAGCGCAGGCCCAGCAGUCCGAAGGCCCGAGAUCGACGGCGGCCUCCUCUCAACGGCAAGCGACGCUGCAAGACCUCGCAUCGCGUCCUCCAGAAGCCCUCCGCCCAGCUGCAGACCGCCUACCUGACCGCGCAGGCCGACUCCGAGUGGUUUCAGUCCCUCCCGCCAAAGGUCCAGCAGCGCCACUUCAGCGUCGAGGAGCAGACUCGCCUCGGCGGCUGGCGCUCCAGCAUCAUCCUCGACGCCGCUGACCAGGCCCUCUACAAGUUCGGCAGCUUCACUACUGCUGCCGAGUCCUCCUUGUCGCUGCCGGCCACGGCUACGCUGUCCAGGUCGUCCUCGUUUUCGAGCAUGUCCAGCUCCUCCAGCAACAACAACAACAACAACAACAAUAACAACAGUAACAACCAUAACAACCACAAUCUACGACCACACUCUGUCUCCAGGCCUACUCCUCCCCCCCUGAUACCACCAUAUCUCCCUCACACUUCGCACGGCUCCGUCGACCACCCAGCCCAGUUCUACCAGGACCCCGAGGCCCGUCUCAAGCUACGAGUCUACCUCGCCUCCCCCCAGAAAUUCGACGAAGCAAUCGAAUUCGGGUUCCCUUCUCUCGAACACAACGACAACCUAGGCACUCCCUUCUCCUUCGACCGCAAAUGGAAAAUGCAAGAAUCCCCUACUUCUUCCUCCUUUAUCGACUCAGAGUCCAUCGCCCCCUUCGACAGUACCGCCAGUGCAAGUGGUCCGCCUAGUCCCCGCACCGCCGUACGACCGAAGACAUCCGGAGAUUUGAAACCCGACAGCAACCAGUCAUCUUCCACAUGGCGCAACCCAUCAGUCUGCGAUUCCGUCAACUCUCGGCCCUCGUGCUCGAGCAGGCGGCCUAUCAUCGUCGGCUCCUCGGGGCCCAUGGGCAGCAGGGAGAUGACGCUGAAGAUGACGCUGACCCGACCCGAUCUCAGAUCAAGCGAGCUGACUUCCUCGCCGAAAUCGAGCAUGACCGCCGAGGAAGAUCCGCUCAAGCUGGCGGAUUUGCCCGUCGACGAGAAGGCGCCGGUCUGGGAGAAGCCGGAGAAGACCUCGAUGAAGAGCGUCUGGAGGAAGAUCACAGGCAAAUCUACCUAAACCUUUGCUAUUCAUUACUCUCUAUCU
Trichophyton rubrum CBS 118892 is the source of this 1467-nucleotide messenger RNA. RefSeq lists its product as uncharacterized. The transcript is spliced from 3 exons. Bases 187 to 1440 code for a protein of 417 amino acids. NCBI's taxonomy places the organism in Eukaryota, Fungi, Ascomycota, Eurotiomycetes, Onygenales, Arthrodermataceae. The record is from RefSeq and is a predicted model, not a curated record.